AUGCGGUGCAUCGACGAAGAAUCGGACAAAGAUGCCGACAUCUAUGCUCCGCCCUUGAACGAUGUCGCGUCAACCCCUGUGCAGAAAGCCGAUUCCACCGGCGCAAUGCUGCGCCUGUCGUUAUGGGUGUCUUUUGCGGCGUGGAUUGCCAACUUCGAUAAUGGGUAUACUGGGACCAUCUUGAUUAUGCCGUCAUACCGGAAGGCAUUCGGCACCUGCCGUGAACUUAUGAAUCCUGCGACAGGUGCAAUUGUUGAACAUUGUUCCAUCACGCCGCUUCAGCAGUCUAUGAUUAGCUUGAAUUAUCUGUUUAUUGGUAUCGGAGGUGGCCUGUCUGGAUUGACAGGCCGAUAUACUGGGCGUCGGGGAAGCAUCCAGAUCGGAUGCCUGCUGGCCAUCAUCGGAGCAGCUGGCAUGCUUGGAACAGGUAGUCCAUCAGAUGGAAGUUUCCGGCACUACAUGGUCUGUCGGUGUAUUAGUGCCAUGGGAAUUGGCCAGCUCAUAACCUCCGCUGUGACCUACGGCUCAGAAUGCAUCGUCGCUCAUAAGCGCGGUCUUGCGCUUGGAAUUUACAAUGUCGGCUUAGCUAUGGGCAACGUCGCAUCUUCGGCCGUGUGUGCAGGCUCUGCGCGCCUAGAACCUGCGAAUAAUUGGCAGUGGAAAACUCCAAUUCUGUGCCAAAUUCCUCUUGGUAUCAUCCUCGGGGCGGGAAUCUUGAUGUUUCCUGAAUCACCACGCUGGCUGUUGAACAAUGACCCUAAUCGCGAAGAAGAAGCGCGCAGGGCUUUCAGUCUUUUAUAUCGCAUACCCGCUCACUCUGCAGAGAUCACAGCCCAAAUUGAAGAAGUCAAAGCCCAUAUUAAAGCUGAGCGCACGGCUGCUGCUUCAAGCUCCUGGCUCGAUAUCUACCAGAGGAACAACAUCCGUCGAACUUUCACUUCUGCCCUCAUCAUGAUUGGUCUUUCUAUUACGGGUAUUCAGUUCGUGCAGCCAUACGCAACUACUUUCUUGAAAGGUGUUGGCAUCAGCGACCCUUAUAUGAUCAAUGUCAUCAUUGGCCUGUGCAUCCUGGGAGGAUCAUGUCUGGGUCCUUUCGUUGUGGAAUACGGCGGACGUCGAUUCGCCAUUCUGACCGGGUACAGCCUCAUGGCAGUGUGCAUGUUGAUACUUUCAUCGGUCAACACAGCGCUUGGGUCAACUGAGAUCUCCAAAAUGGUCGUUGUCAUCUUUCUCUGUUUUUGGUCAUUCGUUUUCGGGGGAACGAUUGCACCAAGUGCUGGCCUGGCCUCUGUGGAGAUGCAUAGCGUCAGGCUUCGCACGUACGGCCAAGCGAAUACCACGGUGUUAUAUGGUAUUUUCUCGUUCGGUGCGGCCUUUUGGACACCUUACAUGCUGGAUGCCGAUUAUGGUAACAUGGGGCCAAACGUGGGCUACUUCUACGCCGGUGUGACCGUGUUAAUCACUGUUCUGGCAUAUUUGUUGGUGCCCGAAACCGCUCUUUUGUCGCUGGAGCAGAUUAAUGAUCUAUUUAAUUCCGGCAUUCGGCCAUGGCAAACCUCAAUUGCACGAAAUAAAGCCAUUUUUCAAGCCAAGGGCCAAGAACUCACAAGUGAAUUGGGCUGA
Molecule: messenger RNA, 1623 nt
Organism: Penicillium macrosclerotiorum
Lineage: Eukaryota; Fungi; Ascomycota; Eurotiomycetes; Eurotiales; Aspergillaceae
Exons: 1
Coding region: 1-1623 (540 amino acids)
Biological process (GO): carbohydrate transport; transmembrane transport
Cellular component (GO): membrane
Molecular function (GO): carbohydrate:proton symporter activity
Source: RefSeq, a predicted model, not a curated record